AUCUGCUCCUUCUCUUCUUCGCCGGAACACGUCGCGGUCGUGGACCCGCGGCGAAGGAGACAGAACACUAUUUGUCCUUGCAGCGGUCCACCGGUCCAGUUAGCGCAGUUCCUCCGGUGUAACGUCUGCAGCGAAUCUCACGCCGUCACACCCGCGACCGCGAUCUGUGCACGACUGCCCACAUCGCGCGCAUACACUCCUGCACAUCACAGACAUCCUGCGAGAUCUGUAGCGGAUCUAUACAGGCGCUCUUCUGCCCCGUCGCCGCCAUCAUGCGCCGACAAUUGUUCUGGAGCGGUUGCCUGUUGGCGCUGACCGCCGCGGCGGCAUUGACGGCCGCUGCCCCGAAGACCGCGGCACCCGCCGAACCGUCCGACGAGGACGUGGUGACGUACGAUCAGCGGCAAAACGGCACGGAGAACGUGCGGAUCAGCCUGAGCGAUCUCAAAGUGGUGCUGGCCCCGGCCGACGGGCUGUUCCAGAUAAUGUCCAUGGCCGGCGCGCAGUUGCUCAACUCGGAGUUUGCCGGCGCCGCGUCCGAACACCGUCCGACAGAAGUCGAGUGCACCGGGUUCAAGUGCAACAAUCGGCAUAGGCAGGCCGCCAAGAAGAAUCGUUUCAAACUAUCGAGUCUUAUAGCACCAUUGUUAAACAACCAAGCUGAAAAGAAAAUUGCAGAAAAAGAAAGUAUUAGUCUCAACCACAAUGCUAAUUAUUAAACAUCGAAUAGCUUUGAAAUACUAUUUAUAAUACCGGCUCAAAUAGUUUCAUUUAAUAUCAAUACAAGGGUGGAUACAAUUAAAUUACCUGAAUAUUUUAUAAAACUAAAAUAUUGUUGUGCGUUAUUAUGGUAUAUUUGAUAAUUUCAAUAUUUGUACUUAGCAUUAAAAAUAUGAAUUGUAAAAAAUUACGUAAACAUUAAGUAUACUUAGCUUAGUAAUUUAUUUGUAAAUUGGUCGCAUUUAGUGUCUAUGUAAAACCAUAAUUAAUGUAUAAUAUUAAACGCAGUUUUGUUAAAUAUAGAACUUCA
Rhopalosiphum maidis (corn leaf aphid) is the source of this 1030-nucleotide messenger RNA. RefSeq lists its product as uncharacterized. The transcript has 2 exons. Lineage: Eukaryota; Metazoa; Arthropoda; Insecta; Hemiptera; Aphididae. Bases 273 to 719 code for a protein of 148 amino acids. The record is from RefSeq and is a predicted model, not a curated record.